Aureococcus anophagefferens is the source of this 4032-nucleotide messenger RNA. RefSeq lists its product as hypothetical. Gene Ontology annotation, molecular function: calcium ion binding. The transcript has 3 exons. Lineage: Eukaryota; Pelagophyceae; Pelagomonadales; Pelagomonadaceae. The coding region runs from base 1 to 4032 and encodes 1343 amino acids. The record is from RefSeq and is a predicted model, not a curated record.
AUGACGCGCACGGCGACGCUGUUUGCGCUCACGACGCUGCUCUACUUCGGCAGCAUCAUCUUCUACGGCGCGAGCCGGGCGACGACGCCGGCGGAGCGCUACGUCACGGGCGGCGACGCGCUCUACGUCGAGGUGGCGGGCUGCGACGUGCGCGUCGAGUCCGGGCCGCGGAGCGAGGUCGACGUCGAGCGCUGGAUCUGGCAUUGGGCCGAGGUGCGCUGGUUCUACCGGAGCGGCGGCGCCAAGGUCUGGAAGGUGAUCGUGCGCAACGUCGUCGGCUGCCACAACGCGCCCUUCUUCGAGUGCGGCGAGACCUGCGAGGUCCGGGUCCGCGUCGCGGACGACUCCGCGCGCCUCGUCGUCCGCCAGGGCGCGUCCGACCCCGCGGACCACCUGACGGUCCGCGUGGAAAACGUCGCGCUCGCGAGCCUCGACGUCUCGGGCAACUUCGACGUGUCCCUCAAGGGCGUGGCCGUCGCCGGCGCGGCGAAGAUCUCGACGACGGACGGCUCCGUGGCGAUCGCCGACAGCGAUCUGGGCCAGGGCGGCGGAUCCUGCCGGGUCAAGUCGACGCGGGGCUCCGUGGCCAUCGCCGAGUCGCGCGACGUCGUCGACGACCUCGCCGUGGCCUACCGGAGCGUCAACAAGAAGACGUGCUUCGCGCUCGCGCACGGCGCCGACGCGCCGGCGGUCGCCGAGGCCGCGGACGCGCCGUCCGCGGCCUCCGCGCAGCGGCACUACGACGGCGACGCGAACGGCUACGUCACGCAGGCGGAGUUCAAGGCCGGCGUCGACGCGCUCGGCGCGUGCCUGGGGUCGGGCUGCCCGCGCUACUCCUCCGCGUCGUCCGCGGCGGCCGUCGUCUUCGACGCGGGCGACGGGACCCUCCUGACGCAGAUGGCCGCGUCGAGCCUCGGAAGCGCGCUCGGCGACGCCAACUACACGGAGCUGGCGCCCUACGCCUACCGCCACCUCGCGGCGACGCGCGCGAACCGCACGGACGGGUCGUCGGGCGUCUCGCGCGCGUACACGGUCGACGUCGUCGAGGGCGAGCUCCGCGUCGACUUCAGGAUGGGCGACGCGGUCAACGGCACGCGCUACGUCGCGCCGGCCGAGGGCACGCUGCCCGGCGUCCACCUCUUGGAGAAGGACGUCGUCAAGCUGCAGAAGAUCGCGAAGCGCUACGGCGCCUUCCUGGCCCGGUCGGACGUCUUCGCCGUCAUCGACGUGCCGGCGGGGCCGUCGUGGCCCGGCGACCGCUGGAUCUGGGCGUCCAACGAGGUCUAUCUCGAACUGCCGCCGCCGACGUUGGAGGCGCUGAGCUUCGAGGUCAUCCGGCCGCGCGUGGCGCGCUACCGCGUGCGCCUGACGAACGGCGACGCGUGCUCCGCGGCCGGCGUCUCCGACGCCGACGUCCGCGGGCAGGUCUACGAGGAGCUGGCGAAGAUUUUGACCCCGUCGGGCCAGCCCUACCUGAAGGGCCAGCUCGUGCGCGUGCGCAAGCGCAACGCGCUCCUCGACCGCCCCCGCCUCGACGCGUACGCCUACGCGGACGGCGCCUACGCGUCGGCCGACUUUUCGCGGACGGUCAUGCGGGGACGGGGCUGGCACGCGUUCUACGCGUCGAUCGCCCUCGCGUUCUUCGCGACGCUCUACGCCCUCGUCGUCGGGUCGCGCUACCUCAGCGCCAUGCAGACGCUCGCGGACCAGUCGUCGAAGAUCCAGAUGCGUCUGACGAAGACGUCCGCCAAAAACGUCGCCGCCGCCGCGCGCGACGACGACGAGGACGACGCGGAGGAUGGGAAGACCGGCGCGUUCAAGGAGGCGGCGGACGACGCCGACGCCGCGGCGCAGCGCGAGGAGCAGGAGGAGGCGUCGGCGCUGGCGAAGGAGGCGGCGGCGGCCGAGGCGGAGCUGAAGCAAUUGGGCGUCGCGGCGGACGCGGUCGUCGCGGACGACGAGGAGGGCGACGGCGGCGACCUCCAGGACUGGGGCGGCAUCAUGACAUGGGCCGAGGGCUUAGUUCUCAAAGACGUCGUCUUCCUGCUCGACCUCGUCAAGCCCCUCAUGCGCCCGCUCGCGACCGUCGACACGGCCGUCGUCACGCCGCUGCGCCGGUCUUUGAUCGACGCGCGCGCCAAGUUCGUGCGCAUGCGCUGCGUCCUCGACGCCGACGCCAUGAAAGUUCGCGGCAAAGGGGGCGGCAAGGUGGCGCCGGCGGACGAGUCGCCGCGGCGGGACCUCCGGCGGCGGCCGUCGCGGACGUGCUUCCGGACCUUCGUGCACGCGCACACGGACUUUUGCUUCAAGAAGAACCUGAGCGACGCGGGCGUCGACCGGCCGUCGCUCCAGCGCUACCUCGUGGCGACGCACGACCUCCGCUUCAAGGUGCAUCGGAUGCCGAAGGUGCGGGGCCGCGCGUGGAAGAAAGCCUGGAUCCCCGCGACGAAGCGCUCGCGGAAGCCCUUCGUGUCCCACGGCACGAUCUUCGCCCAGGGCGCGGCCUUCUUCGAGGGUUUGGAGGACGUCGCGCCGGCGGUCGCGACCUCGCAGGACGCGGCCGCGGUCCGCGCGUUCCUCGCCGAGCGCACGGAGCCCGCGGCGGCCAAGGCCGACGGCGACCGGGUGUUGCGGAUUUGCAGCGAGCCCGUCGUCCUCGGCGACGGCGCCCUGGGGCGGCGCAAGGGCCUCGUGGGCGAGUUCAACGCGCACCGGCGCGACGCGGGGCUGCCCGCCGUGGACCUCCGCGAGCACCUCGGCUGGCUGGCCGACGAGUUCGACCUGGCCGUGGAGACGGAGAUGAAGCUGAGCGUCGACGGGCUGCGGCUGCGCAACUUCGCCGCGGGCGGCAAGAAGCUCAAGCUGUCGGGCUCCUUCUACGUCGAGCACGUCCUGACGGCCGUCGCGCACUUUGCGUGCCUCGUCGUGCCCAUCGUCCUGCUCUGCUCCGUGGCCAUGCACCUGCAGCUGCGCCACAGCAAGCUCUGGGCCGCCGUCGUCGGCGACGGCGCGGAGCGCUUCUGGUCCAUCUACGACGCGACGUUGGUCGAGGAUUUCGUGCUCUCGGGCGACGCGCGCGUCUUCGCGUCCGCAUUCGUCGCCGCCUACGCGGGGCUCUACUUCCUGGCGGCGGUGGCGCGCGUGUACUUCCACUACGCGGGCGACGGGAUUUAUUACCUGCCGCCCGCGCCGGAGCGUUUGGUGAGUUGCGUGCGCCUCGUCUUCGCGGUGCUGUGCGUCGGCGCGGCGUUCCUCGUCCUCUUCUACGCGUUCCUCGUCGCCGUGUGGCUGCUCGCCGGGGCGAUCUUAGACCCGGCGAAGCUCUCGUCCCGCUCCGUGGCCUUCUUCACGCUCUGCACGUCCAUCUCCGCGCUGCGGCAGCAGCUCGCGGCCGCGGCGGAGAAGCACGAGAACCUCAUCUACGAGCGCCUCCGGAGCCGCGUCGCCGAGGCGCUCGAAAGCUACUCGAAGGCGCGCGAGGCGACGCAAAAGCGCGUCGACGGCGCGACGGGGCUCAUCCAGGCCGCGGAGGCGUCCGCGGCGUCGGAGCUCAGCGACGCGCAGCGCCUGUUCGCGGCGCUCGACGGCAACAACUCGGGCGGCGUGACGGCGGACGAGAUCCGGGAGCUCGCGGCCGUCGCCGCGCUGCCCGAGCUCGACGACGCCAAGCUCGCGCAGAUCUUCGCCUACGCGGACGCGGACCUCGACGCGGUCGUCGACGCCGACGAGUUCGACCGCGCGUGGACGUGGGUCGAGCGGCAGAUCGUCGACGCGAGCCUCGAGCGGGCGGGUUUGGGGCCGCGCUUCGUCAACGCGGCCGUCGCGGGCGCGGCGGUGCUGCUCGCGGGCGCCUUCGUCUUCCUGUUCCUCGUCUUCGCGGCGUGGUCCGAGGGGUCGACGUUCGCGGCGUGCGUCGAGAGCCUCCUCGUCCUGUCCGCGGGCUUCGCGGUGCGCGGGCUCGGGCCGUCGGCGGCCGCGGUCAUGCCCGAGGCCGUCGUGAGGCGGGGCGGCGGGGCUAAGAAGGCCGUGUAA